Messenger RNA from Neohortaea acidophila, 1875 nucleotides. Its product is annotated as P-loop containing nucleoside triphosphate hydrolase protein. The coding region runs from base 1 to 1875 and encodes 624 amino acids. Gene Ontology annotation, biological process: cell division; mitotic DNA replication checkpoint signaling; DNA replication initiation. Gene Ontology annotation, molecular function: ATP hydrolysis activity; DNA replication origin binding. The transcript is spliced from 2 exons. The record is from RefSeq and is a predicted model, not a curated record. Gene Ontology annotation, cellular component: nucleus. NCBI's taxonomy places the organism in Eukaryota, Fungi, Ascomycota, Dothideomycetes, Mycosphaerellales, Teratosphaeriaceae.
AUGGCGGCCACUGUACUGGGAAAGAGGACUCGCGGAGCACCUGAAGUAGAUGCUCACCAAACUCGGUCGAAACGUCGCAUCGUAUUGAACGAACCGAAUGACGAGAAUGACAAUCCCUUCGCACGAAAGAAGUCGACGGAUGACGAAAGCCGGACAAGAAAGCCAGCGCGUCUUUCCACCCGCCCUGCGAAGCAUGGCCCUCCAGAAACGCGCGUCGCGACUUCUUCCUCCAAGUCGCCGUCCCCUCGCAAAAGUGCAAACCCCUCGGUCGCAGUGUACGAAGAUGGCAAGGACAAUGAGGAGAAAACCACAACGCCGAAAACGCCCCGACAUCGCGACGCUCUCUCCAAGAAAAUCGCCAUCACCCCGCGCCACCGCGCUCACCUCAAUGGAGCUCAGUUGACUCCUCGAUCUCCUCAAACCCCUUCCAAUGUCGCCACAUCGAUCUACAACCACGCACGCCAACUCUUCUCGCGGUGUACCGCCCCAGGAAAGCUUGUCGGACGAGAUGAAGAGCGCUCCGAGCUGAUAUCGUUCGUACACGCUUGUCUCGAGUCCCAAGCGGCGGGAUGCCUGUACGUGUCGGGACCGCCAGGGACUGGCAAAAGCGCACUUGUGCAAGAGUCGUUGCAGCAGUAUGAAGACAACAAAAGCGUGAAACAGUCCAGCAUCAAUUGCAUGAGCGUCAAAAGCGCAACACAUUUGUGUACCAAAUUGUCGGAGGAUCUAGAGCUGGGAACCGGUGUUACACUCGCCCAUCUACGUGCGGCUCUGACGAAAGGAAAAGGACAAGGCGAUCACAAAUAUGUCGUUGUUCUGGACGAAGUCGAUCGGCUCGUGGAUCUCGACGUCGAGCUGAUGUACAACUUGUUCGACUGGUCUAUGCAGCCUGCAUCUCGCCUGAUCCUUAUCGGCAUCGCCAAUGCCCUGGAUCUGACAGACCGCUUGCUGCCACGCCUGAAGGGACGCAACUUGAAGCCCGCACUGCUUCCAUUCAUGCCCUACUCGGCCCGACAAAUUGCCGAAGUCAUCACUACAAAGCUGAAGAGUCUCUGCAAUGCUGAAACUGCAAGCAUUCCAUUCUUCCAGCCAGCCGCGAUUCAAUUCUGCGCAAAGAAGAUUGGCUCCCAGACAGGCGAUCUGCGCAAAGCGUUCGACAUCUGUCGCCGUGCGAUCGAUCUCGUGGAGCAGGAGACGCGAGAAAAAGACAUGAAGUUCAACAGCCCAUCGAAAACGCCGCUCAUGGAGAACGUCAACCUUUCCUCUCCGCCAACCCCGAAAUCCCCAGACCAAAAGCCUACCAAUCCAACAUACACGCUCGAGUCGGCUCCCAAGGCAACCAUCGCUCAUGUCGCCCGCAUCACGGCCCAGGUAUUCGGCAAUGGCUCCGUUCAACGCCUGGCUACGCUGAACAUCCAACAAAAAGCCGUUCUCGUGGCAUUGUUAGUUCUCGAGAAGCGCAACAUCGACCGACAGCUGGAGCGAACGAUGUUCGCCACUCCCUCGAAGAAGACCUCCUCCGCACCCUCCAGCAAGCAGCUAUUCGAAGCCUACAGCCAAAUGUGUAAUCGCGACCAUCUAUUGCACGCGCUGACGGCGACCGAGUUCGGGGACGUGGUGUCUGGACUGGAGGCCUUGAAUCUGAUCACCGUCGCUGAUGCCGGCAAACUCAGUGCCACCAGGAUGCCUCCAACGCCCUCUCGCACUCCGCGGAAGUUCCCAAAGAACGGAUUUGGCGGUGCAGGCAACGAGCCCAAGCGGUUUGCGAGUGCCGUGGGGGAGAAGGAGCUCUCCGCUUCGCUCGAGGGACCUGGGGGUGAAUUGAUCAAUCAGAUUCUGCGCGGGGAUGGCUCGGCGCUGGUCUCUGCAGCGUAA